AUGGCUCCAAAAGAUACAAACGCUGUGACUGUCACUGCUGAAUCGGAGAAGAAAAAGGAGACUGAUCCAAAGAAACUCAAGAAAAAGGAAGAUGAAAAUGAUGACAGCAAUCUGAGUGAAGAGGACAAGGAACUAAAAGAGCGUCUCGAAACUUGUGUCUCUACUGUCCUCAAUGAAAAAAAUGAAGCUAAUGUGACAAUUCCAAUUCGCCUGACCGCGUUGGACGUGAUUGUCAAUGAAUUGCGAACGGCCACUGCGUCCAUGACUUCCGUGCCAAAGCCACUCAAGUUCUUGAGACCUCAUUUCGCAUCGAUCAAGGAUUUGUACAAGACAAUGGAGAAUUCUACUGGUCUAGCAAAUGAUGCCUUGGAGUUUCGAGCACGACUUGCGGAUGUCCUUGCUGUUCUAGCCAUGACAAUGGGAAAGCCUCAGGAUCGUGAGAGUCUAAAUUUCAAGCUUUCUGGAACUAAGGACUACGAAACAUUGGCAUCAAAGGGAGCGGCAUCCAAACAUGCCGAGGACAACUUGGGGAGCUGGGGUCACGAGUUUGUUCGUAGCUUAGCUGGAGAGAUUGGACAAGAAUAUAAUCAACGUGUCAUUGACGGCGCUGAUCUGGAUAGUGACGAACCCUUCAAGGAUAUCCUUGCUAUGGUGCACGUAAUUGUCCCUUUUCAUCUUACCCACAACGCUGAAGCCGAGGCAAUUGAUCUUUUGAUCGAGGUUCAAAGGCUCAAGUUCUUGCUGCAGCUUGACAGCAUCAAUGAACACAACUACCAACGAAUCUGCCUAUACCUGAUCAAGACUGCCGGCUACAUGUCAGAUCCUGAUGACUUGCAAGAAAUGUUUGAUACCGCCUUUGAAAUUUACAAGAAGCAAAAGCAAUAUUUUGAUGCACUUCUCGUUGCAUUAAAGAUGGACAAACUCGACGAAAUUCCAAGCUUGCUAUCUGAGUGCGAAGAUGUUGUUGUAAAGAAGCAAAUGUGCCUCAUUUUGGGCCGACACAGAGUAAAUUACGAAGUUGAGGAUGAUCCAGAUGAGGACGAAUUGAAUGAGCUUAUCGGAAACGAAAAGCUAAGUGAGCAUUUUCUCAAGGUCGCACAAGACUUGGAUGUGCUAGAUCCCAAGACUCCGGAAGAUAUCUACAAGUCUCAUCUCGCUGAGACUGGUGGAUUCAGCAGGCGGAGAGAUACCAGCGGUGCUCAAGUAGAUAGUGCCCGGGCUAAUCUUGCAUCCACCUUUGUCAAUGCAUUCGUAAAUGCUGGAUUCGGAAAGGAUAAAUUGAUGACUCCCGAUAGCGAAUGGCUGUACAAGAAUAAGGAACAUGGAAUGAUGGCUGCUGCUGCAUCUCUUGGAUCUAUCUUGCUAUGGAAUGUAGAAGAAGGAUUGACCCAAAUUGAUAAAUUUCUCUACAGUAACGAGGAGUAUGUCAAGGCUGGAGCAGCUUUGGCCGUGGGGAUCUUGAGUAGUGGUGUUCGAAACGAUGCCGACCCUGCGCUUGCCUUACUUAGCGAGCACGUUGAGGGUGACAGCCACAUUAUGAAGUGCGCUGCCUGCACUGGACUUGGUAUUGCAUACGCCGGGUCUGGCCGUGAAGACGUCAUGGAAAUGCUUGUUCCUGUGGUUGAGAGUUCUGGAGGUGGUGCUACCAAUUUUAUGGAAGUUUCUCUUGCAGGCUUGGCUCUUGGUAUGAUUUUCGUCGGAAAGUGCGACGACACUGUUGGUGGCACCAUCGUACAACGAUUGAUGGAGGCCACUGAUGAAGAGCUCGAUCACUCGCAUGCUCGCUACCUCUGCCUGGGUCUUGCACUCUUGUUCCUUGGGCAAAUGGAAAAGGCGGACGCGAUGAUGGAGGCCGUUCGAACAAUCGAACACAAAAUCUCCAAGUAUGCCGUCAUCAUGUUGGAAACAGCUGCAUAUGCAGGAUCUGGAAAUGUCUUGAAGGUGCAAGAGAUGCUUCACCAAUGCGCAGAGCAUCUGACUGAAGACGCGGAACACCAAAUGGCCGCUGUAUUGGGUAUUGGUUUGAUCACCAUGGGAGAAGAUGUUGGUUCCGAAAUGGCGUUGCGAUCGUUCGACCAUUUGCUACACUACUGUGAAUUGCCAAUCAAAAGGGCUGUUCCACUCUCAUUGGCAGUGUUGAAUAUCUCCAAUCCUGAUUAUGCCGUUAUUGAUCAAUUAUCCAGGCUGUCACAUGAUCCCGAUUCAGAAAUCUCCCAGAAUGCGAUCAUUGCCCUUGGAGUUGUCAGUGCAGGAACAAACAACUCACGUGUUGCCGGUCUGCUUCGACAAUUAGGUGAAUUUUACAGCAAAGAAGCUGGACACGUAUUCUGCGUUCGCAUUGCCCAAGGUCUAUUGCACAUGGGGAAGGGUUUGUUGACUAUCAAUCCAUUCCAUGCGGACCGCAUGCUUUUGAACGGCCCAGCGCUUGGUGGUGUGCUUGUCUUGUUGCACUCAUGCAUGGAUCUAAAGAGCACGCUCCUGGACAAGAGCCACUACCUCUUGUAUUACCUGACAUGUGCGAUGAAUCCUAGAAUGCUCAUUACUGUCAACGAAGAUAUCGAAUGGAGACCUGUCACAGUCCGAGUUGGUCAAGCAGUGGAAACUGUUGGGCAAGCCGGAAAGCCAAAGCGCAUCACAGGGUUUCAAACGCAUACAACGCCCGUGCUAUUGGGGGCAACAGAUCGUGCUGAAUUGGGUACCGAAGAGGUUAUCAGCGUCAGCAAUAUCUUGGAAGGUGUGGUCAUUGUCAGGAAUAAUCCAGACUACGUAGAGCCUGAAGACAGCAAGAAAAAGUAA
Molecule: messenger RNA, 2796 nt
Organism: Cylindrotheca closterium
Lineage: Eukaryota; Bacillariophyta; Bacillariophyceae; Bacillariales; Bacillariaceae
Source: the annotation of a GenBank genome assembly